UUAAUUUCUUCCUCAAAAACCCAUCUAGUAAAUUCAUAUAGCUAGUUCAAUCAAACCUUUUUAUUUUUGGAAAAAAAAAUGUUAGGGAAAAAGGUGGUAUCAUUGAAGAAGCUAGCAAAAAAAGUGAAGGUUGUUGGUAUUGGAGGUGAAAAAGAAGCUUCUUCAUACAAUGAAUGUUUGUUAAAAGAGAAUGAAGAAGAAGAAGAAUCAUCACCAUCAUCCAAGACAAGAAGAACAAGAACACCAACCGGUUAUUUUGCAAUCUAUGUUGGUGAAGAGAGGCAGAGAUAUGUUGUUCCAACAAGCUACCUCACUCACCCUUUGUUCAAGAUCUUGCUUGAGAAAUCAUACAAUGAAUUUGGAUUCUCACAGAGUAAUGGCCUCAUUGUUCCAUGCAAAGUUUCCACAUUUCAAGAGGUUGUUAAUGCUAUAGAAUCCAACAAUGGCAAGUUUGACUUAGCCAAAAUUUUUGAAGAUUUUCUAUAAUAUUAUGUGCCAUCCUUUUUUUUUUCUAAUGGGCAAGUGUUAAGAUAUAUAUAGGAUACACUUGGCUAGAAUUAGAAUAUAGACACAUUUAUGUGCAAUA
This is a messenger RNA of Arachis duranensis, 586 nucleotides long. Its product is annotated as auxin-responsive protein SAUR21. The transcript has a single exon. Gene Ontology annotation, biological process: response to auxin. Lineage: Eukaryota; Viridiplantae; Streptophyta; Magnoliopsida; Fabales; Fabaceae. The record is from RefSeq and is a predicted model, not a curated record. Bases 79 to 486 code for a protein of 135 amino acids.